UGCAGCCACAACCAAGAGCACACUUCGUGUACAACGUAUAUUUAGUACUGAGUUAUUAUCUCACGUGUAUUUCCACAUUCAUGGAUUAUUUACAGAAAUGGAACAAUUUUGAAGAGUCAAUGAAGAACGUUCGACUGCUGUUUGCAAUGGCUUUCGUUUCGUGGAUACAUUUAAGCCUCAGAUUCAAUAAAGCUAAAAUCGAGUACCUGCUCCAUUUUACGGACACCUUCACGUGGGAAGAGAUGCCGACGAGAGAUCCUGAAACUGGCAGCACUACAAUGGCUGGAAGUAUCCAACGCACUCAAACGAUCCUUAAGUAUGUAGCCAUUUUCAUGUUUACUUUCCAUGGGAUCCAGUCGUCUCUGCACAUGUGGAAGAACCAUGACAUGGUUUUUGACACCUGGUACCCUUUCCAAGUUACAAACAGUCCCGUGUAUGAAGUUAUAAAUGUGAUACAGUUCAGUGCAUUCGUCUUAGUCACAAGUAUGUAUGUCAGCCUCCAAGGUGUGUAUGCGACGCUGGUGUACGUAGCAUGCUCCCAGCUUGAGAAGCUCAGAGCAAAUCUGUCUUUGAUCGGUGAAGGACGAGUGACAACGGCCCAGGAAUCGCGAGUUAAUCCUGGUUCUGAGAAAAUGCAGAAGCAACUGAACGACUGCAUACGCCACCAUCAGAUCAUACAGCUGUACGUACAUAAUAGUCAAUAGCGUUCGU
This is a messenger RNA of Cryptotermes secundus, 711 nucleotides long. RefSeq lists its product as uncharacterized. The record is from RefSeq and is a predicted model, not a curated record. Gene Ontology annotation, molecular function: odorant binding; olfactory receptor activity. Gene Ontology annotation, cellular component: plasma membrane. Lineage: Eukaryota; Metazoa; Arthropoda; Insecta; Blattodea; Kalotermitidae. Gene Ontology annotation, biological process: detection of chemical stimulus involved in sensory perception of smell; sensory perception of smell. The transcript is spliced from 3 exons. The coding region runs from base 81 to 704 and encodes 207 amino acids.